AUGGCCAACAAUCUCGGAUAUCUGGCUCGUGGCUUGGGUAUGGCUUGGUGGCUCGAGCGGGAAUUCCACGUAAACGCCACCAUUGUGUUGCGCCACCAGAACCAUGACAAAUGGAUACGGGCGUACCAGGAUGUGACCCGCUGUUUUCCCAACGUACGCGACUGGAGCUUUACCGCCGGGAAUACGGAUGCGGUUACUCGGGAACUCCAAUCUUCUCCACCACUGAUCGUGACCGGCAGCGUGGUCCCACAACGGCGCGUCGUGUACGCCCUCGAACCCUACAAUGAGACGCUCCAGUCCUUUUUGACUUUGUACAACGAGAACCACACCCGUAUGGCAGAAGGAAACGGCCAUGUCAGUAUCCCGUUUCUUACAACGAAGGCCAUGAGCUGUAACGACCACAUUUUGGACAAGUACUAUGAAGACUUUCGCAGAAUCUACCGCUUUGACGAAAGCUGUUGCAUAGAUAGACCCGAUGAGGACGAAUCUGUAUAUCAUUUUCGCAAUUUUAUUGGCGAAAUGCCGAAAAACACCAAACGCUUGGGUUUCGAAGAACUCGCCCCUGACGCCGUGGCGAAUCAGCUCUUUGCGCACUUGCAUGCGGGCGACAAAGUAGCCAUAGCGUCGCGCUUUGGUGAAGAUUUCCGUACGCAAAUGCUGGUGCGGGCCUUUGCCCGACGAGGGAUCCUUGCCCGAGUGCUGGAACCCCGCUCGGGUGUGGCGGACUUUUGCUUUUUGUUGCACGCCCAGAAAGAGCUCGUGGGAACCGCCCAGUCCACGUAUUUCAUGUGGGCUGGUAUUCUGGGAAACGCCCGUCGCGUGCGAGCGUACUCGGUCCGCACUCCGGAAGGAAACAAUUUGGUCCACAACAGCAAUUGGACUCAUCCGGACCUCCAACGCCGGUUUCAGUUUGAGCUCUACAGCGUCAACUCUAGCGCCACCGACCUACUGAACCCCAACGCAACCCUACGCACACUUUAG
Messenger RNA from Phaeodactylum tricornutum CCAP 1055/1, 981 nucleotides. RefSeq lists its product with no specific name. Lineage: Eukaryota; Bacillariophyta; Bacillariophyceae; Surirellales; Neidiaceae. The coding region runs from base 1 to 981 and encodes 326 amino acids. The record is from RefSeq and is a predicted model, not a curated record. The transcript has 2 exons.